CUUUUGGAAGCUUUACGUUUGAUCCGGUAAACUUCAUCCCGGUCACUCUUGAUGUGACCGUGAUGUCGCAUCAAGACUUUGCGGCAAUAUGGUUAACUCUGCAAGGCCGCCUGGAUAUCGACAACAUUGUGCAAGAGCUGACCGGUCGCUACUUCCUCGAGUCCUCUAAGCAGAAAUCAGACCCUACCUUAUAUCGUGCGACAUCGUUUGCGCAUGUCGUCGCGCUCAGAGCCAUCUUCGAUUUACAACGAACUUAUCUUCAGUCAUCAAACCCAAGCUUUGAAACUAAGUCGUCGAUACUAGACCCUAGAAUCCUAUUUUCAACCCUUUCGCAUCUACUCGAAAUCAAAACCUCGGCCUUCUCUGCACAAGAUGGUUUGCCUGACCAUGAAGCGUAUUGUGGUUUCAUCGGUCAGACCCAACUCUCAGGACUUCGUGCCUUGCUACUUCAGAGCGCGCACAUUACUGGACGAGACUAUGAAGAUUUCACCUUGAGGCUUUCCAAAGCAUGGAACCGCGAAACACUUCGUGGAGUAGAUUUAUUUGUUGAUCUUCUCUGUCGGCAGAUCCUUUCGGAGCUUUGCAAUGGGCCGAAGGAAAGCCACCGACAGUACUGUAAGCCGGCCUGCGGUCUGGUAAAUUUUCAGGACUUUGAUCGCGGACUUUGUCCCAUUGAAGACCAUGACAAUACGCUGAUGAACGCUGUCCAAAAUGCCUCGUCCGCAUCACCAAUGUCUGCAGAUUGGUUUCUGUGCGCACUGGUGCUCUAUGACACCAUGUGGAGUACUGUUGCAGCUAUGAUUCAAUUAUGUAUAGAUUCGCAGGGCCCGAAAGACCCCAAUCACUGGUCUUUCGACGCGGCUCGCCUUACACUUGUGCCUCGUUUCAAGAUCUUAGAUCAAAUAUAUCGACAUUCAAAAUUCCCAACCACACCCCAAACUUUGGAGUGGGCGCAAGAGCAAACGAAAUCACUCAUCUGCUCCGGGCUCCACCCUUCUUGUUUUGGCCCUGAAUGCACUUGCCUGGGCGAUAAUAUGACAGGUAUACAACAUCUGUGGAAACAACAUAUCAGCCAGCAGGCACGCAAUGCCAUAGACCAGCAUUUGUCGCACAAUCAGUAUCUGGAGGUCGAACCCUCUUUGAAAGAGUUUCAGGCAAUUUUGGAGGAGCGCCAUAGUACACUUCCUGUUUUUGCCACAGAGAUAAAACAUAUAUCGCAAAAGAUCAGUGAUGAUAUACAAGAUUGGUAUCCAAAACCUCCGCGUGGAUCUGCAAGCAACAAACACACUCCUCCUGACGAUGUCUUUCUAAUGGGUUGUCCCGAACUUCAUCCGAUCCCUGGAAAGGAUCUUCUCCGAAGUCUCAAGGACCAUUCGUUCGAAGGGCCGCAGCCAGCAAAUUUAUCAUUGGCUGAAAUUCGCCUGCUGAAGGAUUUCCCAGCGAACAUUACUUGCAACCAGUGUGCAUGGACUUCCAGCACUAUUUCUGCUCGUAAGGUAGAGCCUUUGUCGAAAUUAUCCGAAUACAUACAGGAGAAGUUGCGAUCACAACGCAAAAUUGCCAAGUCGAGGAUCGAUCGGCUGUCGAGCGCUUCAAACCUAUCAACAUUGCCGUCUCAUCCCGAAAUACUUCCCCUCCGCUGCAAGGGUGCGACUCCACGAUCACAGAUUGUUACGACCGAAGUGGUACAGACGACCCCAAUAAAUACUGGAGCACAAAAUCUUCGACCUAUGGUAGACGUCGGCCGACCUACCAAUGAGCAACCCAACCGAUUCUCAACGGGCCCUCGAUCUCCUCCGAGAGCUGUCAAUGAGGGUAGGAUGAGUACAAAGAGCCCAAGUCUUCGCAAACCUCUUUCCAUAGCAAGUACAUACAUCGGGUCCACGAGCAGCCCCCUUACUCAAGCCAGUACCAUGUCGCGUUCUUCUUCCAGAUCCGACUCCAGACAGGGCUUCAGUCCACUUCCAUUCCCAUCGCAAGCCGAGUGCACAACUCUGCCCGAGGUAGUAGAACCCCCAGACCCGUUCAGAUUACAGAGUCCAAAGUCUGUACGGUCUUCAGAUGCUGCUUCCACGCAAUCGUAUCAGUCACCCAAAUAUCAAGAGCGAAAACCAUGGUCGAUCUUCAAAUCGAAGGGUCCCAAGACGACUUCUUCGAUCACUUCGUAUGCAUUUUUUACGUCGGGAAGGAGUCUCGUUAUUUGGAAUGAUGCUGGAGCGAUCUGCUACGAUCUCGAGAAUAGUCCAGAGAUUUCAGUGAGGGUAGUGGAGGCUGGGGACAUUCUCCUUGCUGCAGGCGGUACAAGGAAAUACGCAGUCGUGAGCAGAAUGGGCUCUGUCAUAACCCUCCGAAGCUAUCAAGACAGGAUCAAACGCCCAUUCCACGAGAUGGAGUUGGAGGAAGUGCCAUUCAAGAUGGCGAUUUCGAGCAACGACCAUUAUCUCGCAUUGAAAUUCGGCACCAACGUUCGCAUACUGGAUACACUGACUGGCGCUCUAUUUCAUCACAAGUUACCUACGCAAAAUGGUCGGUGUGGACAGAAUGAUCACCUUGUUUCCUUCUCGACGGACUGCCUUUCGUUUAUUGCUUGUACGAGAUACGAGCCGGAGAAGGUGAUCUCAUACCAUUGCGAAUGCCAAACGCCAGCAAAUUUUAGCAGUGUUGAGAGUAGUGCCCCAUCUGGCCUUGUCUCCGACUCCGGCCUCUCCUCCAUUCUCCUAACCUCCAAAUCUGCCUUCCUAACCACUUUCACCGAACGCGGCUACCCCACCUACCUCUCCUUCCACUCCUCUCCCUCUGCCCAUAUUCUCAGAGACCAAGACCUCCGCAUCGGCUCCCGCAUCCACAAAGCUGCCUUAUGCGCCACUGGCCAAAAUCUCGUCUUGUUAAACGACCGUAAUCAACUAUUUUUGAUGGCAAACCCCUUCGGGAGAGAACAGGCGCCGAUUAAAAUUGGGCAGGUGAAAAGGCAGACGAGUGUAAAGAGGGAGGUGGAGGUGGCGAUGCCGGGAAAGGAUGAGGUUAAUGUUUUUUGGGUAGAGAAGGGAAAGGGGGUAUUUGUCACGGUGGGCUUGGGCGGAGGCAAAAGUAGACCGGUUGAGAUUGGGGUUGAUGUCGAACAGAUAUUGGCCGCGGAGCAUGGACUUUAAUUCUGUUGAACCAGACUCAUUUUAUUUCCUUGUCUAACAACUUUUGACUCGGCAUCUACUGUACAUGAAGGCCUAAGUGGGUUUAUCUUGAUAGAUGCUUCUCCCACUCUGUUAGGUGUGAUGAGGGCCUGUUUCGCAGCCCUUGAGUGUUCGGAUGCUGCCGAUAUCGUAUACUAGC
Molecule: messenger RNA, 3327 nt
Organism: Hyaloscypha bicolor E
Lineage: Eukaryota; Fungi; Ascomycota; Leotiomycetes; Helotiales; Hyaloscyphaceae
Exons: 6
Coding region: 63-3149 (1028 amino acids)
Source: RefSeq, a predicted model, not a curated record